Molecule: messenger RNA, 5019 nt
Organism: Monopterus albus (swamp eel)
Lineage: Eukaryota; Metazoa; Chordata; Actinopteri; Synbranchiformes; Synbranchidae
Gene: myo1ea
Product: myosin IEa
Exons: 29
Coding region: 311-3634 (1107 amino acids)
Biological process (GO): glomerulus development; actin filament organization; endocytosis
Cellular component (GO): actin cytoskeleton; plasma membrane; myosin complex
Molecular function (GO): actin filament binding; ATP binding; microfilament motor activity
Source: RefSeq, a predicted model, not a curated record
CGUCUGGCUAAGUUUCCUGUAGGCUUUAGAGGCAGUGCCCCCUUUGUAAAUAAUCAUUCGGCAAGUUGUUUGGACGCGGCUCUGCUGUCAGUGUAGGACUCCGGGCUGGCUGCGUCCUUCGUCGGACGCCGCUAAAGAGCGUUUCCAUGCUGUCAGGAAAAUCUUCUGUAAACUGGGAAUUUGACAUCUGGCUUUAGGGUUAAACAACUAGAGUUUCUGAAACAGUUUAAACUUCGCUGAGGUUUCGCACAAAGACUGGAUCGAGAGGAUCAAACUGAGAAGGCUGUGACUGCUGGGCUGAAGGGACAGGAUGGGGAGCCGGGGGCACUACCGGUACCACUGGCAGAGUCACAAUGUCAAACACAGCGGGGUGGAUGACAUGGUGCUGCUCAGCAAGAUCAAUGAGGACGCCAUCGUGGACAACCUCAAGAAGAGAUACAUGGAUGACUACAUCUUUACAUACAUUGGUCCUGUGCUCAUCUCCAUCAACCCUUUUAAGCAGAUGCCGUACUUUGGGGAAAAGGAAAUCGAGAUGUAUCAGGGCGCAGCUCAGUAUGAGAACCCUCCUCACAUCUACGCUCUGGCAGAUAACAUGUACAGAAACAUGAUGAUUGACCGUGAGAACCAGUGUGUCAUUAUCAGUGGAGAGAGCGGUGCAGGGAAGACUGUGGCAGCCAAAUAUAUCAUGAGCUACAUAUCCAGAGUGUCAGGGGGUGGACCCAAAGUUCAGCAUGUCAAAGACAUCAUCCUUCAGUCCAACCCACUGCUAGAGGCCUUUGGCAAUGCCAAGACUUUGAGGAAUAACAACUCCAGCAGAUUUGGGAAGUACUUUGAGAUCUGGUUCAGCUCUGGUGGUGAACCAGACGGAGGGAAAAUCUCUAACUUCCUUCUGGAGAAGUCACGUGUUGUCAUGAGGAAUCCUGGCGAAAGGAGUUUCCAUAUAUUCUAUCAGUUGAUAGAAGGAGCCAGUGGAGAGCAGAAGAGCAGCUUGGGAAUCACAAGUCUGGACUACUAUAGUUACCUCAAUCAGUCUGGCUCCUACAAAGUGGACGACAUCAACGACAAGAGUGAAUUCCAGGAGACAAUGCAUGCCAUGCAUGUGAUUGGCAUCUCAGCAGAGGACAGUGCCAUGGUUCUUCAGAUUGUGGCUGGAGUCCUGCACCUGGGAAAUAUCAAUUUCAGGGAAUCAGGCAACUACGCUGCUGUGGAGAGUGAGGAGUUUUUAGCCUUUCCUGCAUUUCUGCUUGGAAUUGACCAGAACCGUCUGAGGGAGAAACUGACGAGCCGGAAGAUGGACAGCAAGUGGGGAAAUACAAAGGAGUCUAUUGACGUGACACUGAACGUGGAGCAGGCGUGUUACACACGAGACGCUCUCUCUAAAGCUCUGCAUUCUCAUGUGUUUGACUACCUAGUUGAGUCUAUCAAUAAAGCCAUGGUGAAGGACCAUCAGGAGUUAAAUGUCGGAGUGCUGGACAUUUAUGGAUUUGAAAUUUUUCAAAAAAAUGGAUUUGAACAGUUCUGCAUUAACUUUGUGAAUGAGAAGCUCCAGCAGAUAUUCAUUGAGCUGACUCUCAAGGCAGAGCAGGAGGAGUAUGUGCAGGAGGGCAUCAAGUGGACUCCUAUUGAUUACUUCAACAACAAAAUCGUCUGCGAUCUCAUCGAGAGCAAAAAUCCUCCUGGCAUCAUGAGCAUCCUGGACGAUGUAUGCGCCACCAUGCAUGCGGUGGGCGAAGGAGCCGACCAGACCAUGCUGCAGAAGCUCAGAGUCCAGAUCAACACCCAUGAGCACUUCAACAGCUGGAAUCAGGGCUUCAUCAUCCACCACUAUGCUGGCAAGGUGUCCUACGAUGCAGAGGGCUUCUGCGAGAGGAACCGAGAUGUCCUUUUUACUGACCUCAUUGAGUUGAUGCAGAGCAGUGAAAUCGCCUUCAUCAGAGCACUGUUUCCAGAAAACCUCAACGCUGAGAAGAAGGGUCGACCCACAACUGCAGGCAGCAAAAUAAAGAAACAAGCCAAUGAUUUGGUGAACACACUGAUGAAAUGUACUCCACACUACAUUCGUUGUAUCAAACCUAAUGAAACCAAGAAGCCCAGGGACUGGGAAGAGAGCCGAGUAAAGCACCAGGUGGAGUAUCUGGGUCUGAAGGAAAACAUCAGGGUGAGGCGUGCUGGCUACGCCUACCGCAGAUUCUUCAGGAAGUUCCUCAACAGGUACGCCAUCCUAACCAAAGAGUCCUGGCCAACGUGGCAAGGGGAUGAGAAACAAGGCGUCCUUCAUCUCUUACGAUCUGUCAACAUGGACCAGGAUCAGUUUCAGCUCGGUCGCACCAAGAUCUUUAUUAAAGCCCCUGAGUCGCUCUUUCUGCUGGAAGAGACGAGAGAUCGCAAGUUUGACGGCUACGCCAGGACCAUCCAGAAGGCCUGGAGGAAAUAUAUGGCCCGCAAGAAGUACGUCCAGAUGAGGGAAGAAGCUUCUGACCUGCUGUUGAACCGGAAAGAGAGACGGAGACACAGCCUCAACAGAAACUUCAUAGGCGACUACCUGGGUAUGGAUGACAGGCCUGAACUUCGGCAGUUUCUAGGCAAGAGAGAUAAGAUCGACUUUGCAGACAAAGUCACAAAAUAUGAUCGCCGGUUCAAGGGGAUUAAGAGAGACUUAAUCCUGACCCCAAAAUCUGUGUACCUGGUUGGAAGAGAAAAGGUGAAACAAGGGCCAGAGAAAGGGCAGGUGACCGAGGUGCUGAAGAGGCGGAUUGAUGUGGAGAAAAUCUUAGCGGUGUCUCUCAGCACAAUGCAGGAUGAUUUCAUGAUCUUACAUGAACAGGAGUAUGACAGCCUGCUGGAGUGCAUCUUUAAGACAGAGUUCAUCAGCUUACUGGCUCGCAGGUUUGAGGAGAAAACACAGAGGAAGCUACCACUGAAGUUUAGCAACACACUGGAGAUGAAGUUGAAGAAAGAGAACUGGGGCUUCUUGAGUGGGGGCGGCUCUCGGCAGGUCGUGUUUGUCCAGGGUCAGGGAGACAUGCCUGUACUGAAGCCUUCGAGCAAAUCCCUGCAGGUCAGCAUCGGCCCUGGGCUUCCCAAGAAUACACGCCCCACCAGGAAGAGCUUCACUCAGAGUCGCUCUAACAUGUCCAGAACCCACCAGAACAUCCCAUCCCGGACUGCACCGGGCCCUCCAGGUCCUCACCAGAAUGGUGGCCCGAAACACACUAGCCACGUAGCCAGUGAGAGAAACAACGCAAUGCACCCCUUCCUGCCCAGUACCAUCAGCCAGCUGAAGGACCGAGGCAGCAGUCGACCGCAGCCCAACCUGGACUGUCUGAGAGUCCCUGAUCAAGGAGCGGCAGGCAGUGGAGACAGAGGGCCAGCUUCAAAUGGAAGAAUGGCCCACAGACCAUCAGCUAGCAAGCCUCAGCCUGGAGGAGGACGACCCAAACCCGCACCCAAACCAAAACCCCAGGUGCCCCAGUGCAAAGCUUUGUACGCCUAUGAUGCUCAGGACACAGACGAGCUCAGCUUCAAUGCCAAUGACAUUAUCGACAUCAUCAAAGAGGAUGGAUCCGGAUGGUGGACAGGACGACUUCGUGGGAAGCAGGGACUUUUCCCCAACAACUACGUCACCAAGAUCUAGCAGCUGCUGGUUUACAGCGUGAAGAGGAAAGCCUGCCCUGCCCCCACCGGGCCUCUCAGAGGACAGGCUGGAGCUUUCAGUCAGAGAAAGAAGCACAGAGGAGAGAAACUCACACUUCUUCCACUACUGCCUUGUAGUAAAUGAAUGUACCUCUUGGUUUACACCACCAGACCAAAAUACCAUCAGGCUUUAAAUGAGGCUCUGCUUUAAAGACAGUUUGACCCAAUGGUCUGUUUCCCUGCUCAGUCCCUUUGAGUACUGAACAAAACUAUUUAUUGUAUUUAUAGCCCUCUCUUUACUGUCAUUUAUAUCUUACUGAGGAUUUGAGUUCAAACUUGUUAAAGUGCUGGAAUGAAGUAUGCUAAUUUUUUUGGGACCAGGCUGUGAUUUUUAUUCUCAACAUGUUUUUAGAUGAAGAAUUGAGAUUAUCUCAGUGUCAAAACAUAAGUGACUGCUGUUUUACCAGGUAUAUUUAUUUUCGGUGUAAAACUGUAACUACUUCCUGACAACGGACAUUCGGUAAAUCACCACACUGUAAUUGUCAUACCAAAGUAAUAUAAAUUUUAACAGUUGUGUUCCAAAAAGGAUCGGAACGAAACACGGAAUAAUGGCGCAUCACCUGGAAAACUGCCUGCAUCUUUGUGUUUUUGUUGUUUUUUUGUUUGUCUAUCACACCAGUGUAUGUUAGAUACAGAGUAGAGGCCAUGUAUACUGGAACCUGAGUACACUGUCUGUGGUGUAUUAGCACUUUAUUGGUACAGGUACUACCUUGGAAACAGACAUAGUCACUCAUACAUGCCACAGCCAGUAAGUCAAGUCCAUGAAGGAUAGAUUGCCAAGCUAGCAAGACGCCUAGCUACUGAGGAGAAUAAUUUGUUUACAUGAAAUGAAAAACCAGGCAUUUAGAUCUGAUUCUGUAUAUGUGUGCAUAUUUAGGAGUACGCUUGUUGGUUAGAAUUUAAAUUAAUAUUUUGUAUUUUCUUUUGUCUGCUUUUGAUACUCACAGGGCUCCUUUAUUUCCAGUUCAGCUCCAGGUAGAUAAUAAUGGCUAUCGGAGACUAUGGUGAAUGGGUUCUAAGUGCAAAAACAUGUUUUAGGUGAAAGAGUUGUUUUCCCGUGGCACAACAAAGAAUUCCUUUCAUUUCUACUCCACUGUUCCUGCACGUCUUUUGCACUGCUGCCACAUUACUUACAUAUUCCUUAGUCUUUUUUUAUCGAAUAACAUUAUGCUGUCAUCAGUUUAAAAGAAAUGCUGGGACGUCUGUCAUAGAUCUGCAUCAUCAAAUAGUUUGAUCUUGGAUGGUUGCAAACAUCCUCGUGCAAUAAAAAACUGUAGAUGUGUCUUUUAAUAAAGCAUGUAUAUUGUAUAUUGUUUUUGGUUGCUU